AUCUGAAACAAAGCUUUAUAUUAAAAGUAAACAAAUUAUCUUCUGGGUUGGGAAACCUGAGCAUAAUUAAUGACAAUCUUUUUAAAGGCGACAGAUGUAAGAUUACUGGUGUCUUUUUCUCUGGAUAGGAGCUCAUUAAAUAUUGAUGAUCACCUAAACUUUGAGGUGGCGAUACAUCAAUAGGAGUGACGUAUGUUGGAAGAGUGGAAAAAAAUCAAUGAAAUUAGUAUGCUAUUUUGAUUGAAUUCCAAAAGCAGGAAUUUUAAAGGAAUUCAACCAUGUCACUUAAAGAGGCAUGUCAAGGACAUCAUGUCUGCAUCUACAGUCAUUCAUAAUGCAGAGCAUGGAGGUGGUAAGUAUUCAAGUAGGUAUGAGUGUUAUUCUAGAUUUCAAAACUACCCCAAAAUGUAUCCCUUGCUCAACACAUCCAUUUGCUUUUCUCUUUGCAGCACGGCAACAGCAGUGAUCAAAGGUUUUCAUUAAGGAAGUGAUGACAAAGGAGCACAGGCACAGAGCUAUGGCAGAAUCUUCCAAACCAACAUCAAGACUACAAAAGACCAGAAGAUGGAGUAUGGAGGAACCUCUAGACCUGGCAUCCUCUAGUAGUCCUCUGGCUGAGGAACUUAAAUGUUCUGUGUGUCUGGACAUGUUCACGGAUCCAGUCACCAUCCCAUGUGGACACAUCUUUUGUAAGAGCUGCAUAAACCAGUGCUGGGACAACAGUCAGGACUGCUACUGUCCGCUCUGUAAAGAAAGAUUCAGUGAAAGACCUGAUUUCAAAAUCAACACAGCACUUAGUCAGGUUGCGCAACUCUUCAGGGAAAAGCCCAGCUUUAGUGAAUCUGAAGUUCUGUGUGACAUCUGUGAUGAUGACAAAAAACUAAAAGCACUAAAGUCCUGUCUGGUGUGUCAGAACUCUUACUGUGAAACUCACCUGGAACCUCAUCAUCGAGUUCUGAACUUAAAGAAACACAAACUUAUGGACCCUGUGGAGAAUAUAAAGGACUACAUAUGCCAGAAACACGAGAGGCCUUUGGAGCUGUUCUGUAGAGAUGAUCAGAUGUGUAUUUGUGUGUUCUGUGCUGAAGGAGACCACAAGAACCACAAGACUAGUCCUCUAGAGGAGGAGAGUGAAAAGAAGAAGACUCAUCUGAUGAAGACACAAACAGACAUGCAGCAGAUGAUCAAGGACAGGAUCAUAAAGAUUAAAGACAUCGGACAGUCAGCCGAACUCAGAAAAAAAAAUAAAGAGCAAGAGAAAGCAGCUCGUGUUGAGAUCUUCACUGAUUUAAUCCGCUCCAUUGAGAGAUGUCAGACUGAACUACUGGAGGUGAUGGAGGAGCAGCACAAAUUAAAGGAGAAACAGGAUGAAGAUCACAUUCAAGAGCUGCAUGAGGAGAUUACAAAGCUAAAGAUGAGAAGCACUGAGCUGGAGCAGCUCUCACACACUAAAGACCACCUCCAUCUCCUGCAGACUGAUGCAUCCCUGUACAGCCCUCCACACACCAGGAACUGGUCCGAGAUCUGUAUGAACACUGAUGUGAGUGUGGAGACUCUGAGGAGAGCUCUGACUCAGCUGCAGGAAACUCUAGAUGGAACAAUCAGUCAAACUGUGUUGCAGAGGAUGCAGCGGCAUGCAGUGGACGUGACUCUGGAUUCUAAUACAGCUAAUCCUAGACUCACCCUGUCUGAUGACAGAAAACAAGUGACACAUGGUGCCAUUAAUCGUGACUCCACAGAUGACCCACAAAGGUUUGAUUACUGCUCAUGUGUCCUGGGAACAGAGGGAUUCUCCUCAGGAAUGUUUUAUUUUGAGGUGGAUGUGACAGGAAGUAGUGAGUGGGACUUAGGAGUGGCUAGAGAAUCUGUUGAUAGGAAGGGACUGAUCACAGCAACUCCUGACAAUGGAUACUACACUGUGGCUCUGAGGAAUAAGAAUGAUUAUUGUGCAUUUGCUGAUCCUCCUGUCCCUCUGUUGCUGAGAGUAAAACCACAGAUAGUGGGGGUGUUUGUGCAUUAUGAGGAGGGUCUGGUCUCCUUUUAUGAUGUGGGGUCUAGGUCUCAUAUCUAUUCGUUCACUGAUCAGACUUUCGCUGAGAAACUCUAUCCAUUUUUUUGCCCAGACGGAAAAACCGAAGGCAAAGCAUCGGCUCCACUGAUCAUCUUUCCUGUUAAUCACAUUUAAAUGAAAAACAUUUAAAUACUGGGUUGGUUGGCACAAUUAGCAUCUUAUUUUUUUUUUAAAAAAAAACAAUGGUUGAACAAGAAUAGAACACAAGGUGCAACUGAAAGCUUAAAUGACUGUCAGACUUGUUUUAUUUAUUUAUUUUUUUUUAAACCUUGAAAUACGUUUAACUCAUUGACUUCUAAUAUGGUGAAUGGUUUCUGUUUCAUUCCCAAGAUUCCUCUCAAAUGUCUGGGAGGUAAUCUGGGAGGUAUGUAGAUCUGGUGAGCAGCAGGUACAAAUUACGUGAAAAGGGUGGAUUGGUUUACAACACCACCAAAUGCCACUAUAAAAAAUGACUAUGAUUUUAAUGGUAAAAGACUGUUGCUACAGUAAAAAAAUGAUUAAUUGUUUAAUGUUAAGAUUCCCUGCUGUAUAUGGUGAAAAACGGUAUUGGACAUUACAUGUAAUUUUACAGUAGUAUACCAUUUUUGGAAGUGGAAAAAAAUAGUAUUAUUUACAGUGAAUAACCGUAAAUUGACAUUCCCAGAAUUUGAUGUUUUUUCGUUUAAAUAACUGUUCCUUCUAAGCUUUUCUUAUCAGUUAUGUUUAUUAUUGUAUGUUACGUCUAAUGUUAUUAGAAUAAUGUUUAUUGCAUUAUUUCAGUUCCAUGUGUGUAACCAUGUUGCUGUUUAGCGUUUGUGUGAAUGACACUGUGCACCUUAUAUGUUAAUUAAAAGACAAAAUUAAUUUUUUGAGAUCAGUUCCAGGUGGCAAAUAUCGCCCCUUAAUGGAAAAGUUCAUUUCUGACCCUUAUAAGUAAGGUUCAAUAUAUAUAUAUUUUUUUAAAUUAGCACUGGAUUGUAACAUAUAAAAUAUUGUAACUGUUAAUUUAAUA
This is a messenger RNA of Labeo rohita (rohu), 3062 nucleotides long. Its product is annotated as E3 ubiquitin-protein ligase TRIM39-like. The coding region runs from base 491 to 2185 and encodes 564 amino acids. Gene Ontology annotation, molecular function: zinc ion binding; protein binding. Lineage: Eukaryota; Metazoa; Chordata; Actinopteri; Cypriniformes; Cyprinidae. The transcript is spliced from 8 exons. The record is from RefSeq and is a predicted model, not a curated record.